Messenger RNA from Alnus glutinosa, 1742 nucleotides. Its product is annotated as UDP-D-xylose:L-fucose alpha-1,3-D-xylosyltransferase MGP4. NCBI's taxonomy places the organism in Eukaryota, Viridiplantae, Streptophyta, Magnoliopsida, Fagales, Betulaceae. The transcript has 4 exons. Gene Ontology annotation, molecular function: glycosyltransferase activity. Bases 275 to 1345 code for a protein of 356 amino acids. The record is from RefSeq and is a predicted model, not a curated record. Gene Ontology annotation, cellular component: Golgi apparatus.
CAAACCCGCACAUAUGCAUUUGCAGCAUUUCGAUACGCCACAUUGAACAUCGACACCCCCCUCUUAAACGGAGGAGAAGCACUCAUCACUCUCAUUAGUCUCGCUCUUACUCCCUCGGAUCUCCGGUCUUUCAAAGAUUUCAGCAAACCCAAAACUCUCUACUCGACCCAAAGCGUUCAAAAUCUAUCUUGUUCAAUUCCCUUUUCCUUCCGAGCUGAGAUUCCCCGAGAAAUCCCGAAUUCCCAUUUCAAACUGAAUCCCAGUUCCCCAGAUAAUGUCAACGUUAUUGCACCAAAGACCUAUUCAUAACCCGUUUACAGAUCCAUAUCCAAUAUCCCCUCGCUCUUCCUCAAUUUCCCAAAGACCCAUUUCGAUUUUCAACCGGACCGCGCUUCUAGUUCUCCUGUCUCUUCUGGUAGUCCUUGGGGUCUUCUUGCCCUGGGCGGGCAUGCCCGACUUCAUCUUCUCGAGCACCAGACCUUCACUUUCGAAGUGGCGCGACUACACGCUGGCACAAGCGGCGUCUUUUGUGGCCAAGAAUGGGACUGUGAUCGUUUGCGCUGUGAGCCAGCCUUACUUGCCGUUUCUUAACAACUGGUUGAUUAGCAUUGCCAGGCAAAAGCAUCAUGAUAAGGUGCUUGUGAUCGCCGAGGACUAUGCCACGCUCUAUAAGGUGAACGAGCGGUGGCCCGGACACGCCGUGCUUGUCCCACCGGCGCCCGAUGCUCAAACUGCCCAUAAGUUUGGUUCUCAGGGAUUCUUCAAUUUUACCUCCCGAAGGCCGCGUCACUUACUGCACAUUUUGGACCUUGGAUAUAAUGUCAUGUACAAUGACGUUGAUAUGGUCUGGUUAGCUGAUCCGUUUCCUUAUUUGCAAGGGCAUCACGAUGUGUACUUCACAGAUGAUAUGGCGGCAGUAAAACCACUGAACCACUCCCAUGAGUUGCCACCUCCAGGGAAAAAAGGGCGCACUUACAUAUGUAGCUGCAUGAUUUUCCUUCGACCUUCUAGUGGAGCAAAACUGGUUAUGAAGAAGUGGAUUGAGGAACUCCAAGUACAGCCAUGGUCCAAAGCGAAGAAAUCAAAUGAUCAGCCUGCUUUUAAUUGGGCAUUGAACAAAACUGCUGGAGAGGUGGAUCUCUAUUUACUUCCCCAGGCAGCAUUUCCAACAGGAGGAUUAUACUUCAAGAACCAGACAUGGGUGCAGGAAACCAAGGGAAUGCAUGUUAUAAUUCAUAACAAUUAUAUCACAGGGUUCGAGAAGAAGAUAAAGCGCUUCCACGACUUUGGCCUCUGGUUGGUGGAUGAUCAUGCCCUUGAGUCCCCUCUAGGCAGACUAAGAUAAAGUGAAAACUUCUAUCUCCAUGUAGAACCAAGAACACUCUUGUUAGUGAUUGUCUAUUGCUCCUAGCCAGUGACCUCCACCUUCUUGCACAAUUACUACUCCCGUGAACUCUGUGGAAGGAAACCUGGCAUUAGCAGCUAACUUCCUUAUGUGCUGAUGGAUUCUUCAAGAAUUUAAAGAAUAUCAAUGAUCCGAAAUUUCCUAUGGCUUCUUUGGUGUUUUGGCAGGGCAGGUGGUCCAGUCAGCAUAAAGGAGAUGUCAACCAGUUACACCACUUAGAUAGAUGUGAUAUUGUCCAUUAUUUUCAUUUUCAAAAAAGUUUACUUUUUUCUUUUGAAAUUCAGUUAUUAACAAUUUAUUACUCUAUGUUAUGGACGUCAUUUUGUUGUGUAAUCUU